Molecule: messenger RNA, 831 nt
Organism: Diutina rugosa
Lineage: Eukaryota; Fungi; Ascomycota; Pichiomycetes; Serinales; Debaryomycetaceae
Exons: 1
Coding region: 1-831 (276 amino acids)
Source: RefSeq, a predicted model, not a curated record
AUGACGCAUUACGACUCUCCUAUGACAAUCACUACUAACGACAACAACAUUGAAGACGACUCAUUUGGAUGCCUCGAGCCAAUCCUCUGUGACAAUUGUUUCCUGAAGUUACAUCGCUUAGCCCAUAGAAGGGCUGAAGUCUCACCUUCUGUUAGGCUCCCCUUAGAGAUUGUGGCAACUGUACUUGAGUUUCUUCCCCAACACCGUGUCCACCCAUUUUUGUCCCUUUCUAAGGGCGUUGACUACAUCGCCAAGCAGAGACUCUUUCAUCAAGUAUACGUUUUAGGACCUGAUGAAGAGCCGUUGCUUCACGACUCGAUUGACGAUCUUAAACACUGGCUGUACUUGUCGCAAUCUCAAUUUCUUCAUUUGAUGCGUAUCAAAUUCAAGUGGCCUGGGGAGAUAACUAUCAUUGAAUCUCCCCGUUGGAACGACCAACUUCUUCACGCUAUUAUAAAUCACUUGAAGCCCGCGAAAGUCAGCUUCAGAAUUACGUCUCCUACAUCAUCUGCUCCACAGGAAUUUUUCGUGAAUUACCGUUCUGUUAUGAGCACUCCCCAUCUCUAUCAGGUCGUUUUAGUUGAAAUUGAAUUGGAAUCAACACCAACCAAAGUCAGAGUGGACAGCCUCGUGAUUGUUGGCAAUGUUAAAGGAAUUAGAGGAUGUUUCGAUAUAUCCGUGGUCAAACAUUUUUCUGUUCGAAACGCGCAACAUGUGGGUGUCGAUAACGUAUUCCACUAUGCACCUGAGUUUAGUACCUUAAGGGAUUUUUGCAUGUUGCCCAACCAAACCUCCGCCCAAUUAAUCUUCUUUGGUUCCCUAAAACCAUAA